AUGCUCCAGAAAAUACUUUUUCAUCUUAUUCUUUUGAAUUAUGAGAUUGCAGAUGGAAUUAAAAUAUGUAAGCAAUUUUUCGUGUAGUGAAAUCGUAAGUCUCUCAAACACAGCAGCUUGCGCCCGUCUUAAUGAAACCGUUUACCAAUAACCGUGACAUGAGGAUCGUGCGUGUCAUGGUUCCUCCACACACUCUAGCGUUCAAUGUGGAAAGUUCUGCUAAGAAGGCAGAUGAAUGUGACAUAUGUCACAUUGGUAUUGAAAUGUGAGUUUACAUUUUUCAUUUAAAUUAAUUUAAAUGAAAAAACAACGAAUUCGUUGUUUGAAGGAACAUUCGGCCAAAAAGUCUGCUGGUAGGGAGACCUUUUCAAGUACCUCUUCCAUCGUUUACCUUCCCUUCUGCUGAUUCGACCAGCUUUGUUGGUUCUCUGGGACCUCGCGAAACUAAUACGUCAGCAUCUUUGUCCGGCAUAUAUAAACUAAAUUUUCCAGUUUAUGCUAGAGAAGUCGGGGAAUGGUUUAUUGCCGUAUAUGUUAGUGAUACAUCCAGCACGAAUAGUAAAAUGCUACUGGUGCCUUUCCAUUUUAUUAAUCGUUCUGAUUCAUUCCGUUUGUAAUCGACACUGGCACCAGCCGAUACGCGUGUUUUCAUUCCCAACUAUUUGCAGUACAUCGGACUUGUUGAUACCUCAAAACCUGAUUCUGGUUUUAACUUGCGUUUUUUAUAAGCUUAAAACUUCGGUAACAUUUCUGCUCAUCUGGGAGCCUUAGGUAAACGUUGGUGUCUUCUAUGCGGUUUUAGGACACUUCUUGCCGAUUUUGGUCUUUUUCGAAAGCUAUUUUCGAAGUUUUGGAGCUAGACGGUUGCCUAAGCACAACCAAUAUAGCACCCAGCCCGGUCCGUUCGUCUUCUGUAAACUUUGGAGAAUUUGAUGUUCCGAACCAUUUAAAUAAUAAAACCGGGCUUCCCAUCUUCAACUCACUAUCUUUGUCUGAAUAUUCUAGAAAAACAUAUUCGUACAUUUUUCCCUAUAUAGUAACUCCUCAGUUUCAUGCUUAAAUAACGAAUAAAUUCCACCUCUUGAUAUCGUAGAGUAAAUUUCUUGAUGGUUCGACUUAAUCCAGCCGUUAUACUUUCGGGGGCCUCAAGUUCCGCGUCUACGAAAUUACCUUUGAUCAAUUUUAAUUUAUCUGGUUUUUGGGAAAUCUUGUAUGUGUUUUUUGGUCUCUUUGUUCCAAAUAUUUAAGUCUUUUUCCAAGGAUGUGUGACCUUCAAAGAUGCGGGCUUUUGAAGAAGCUUUCCUGGCGCCUGCAAGAACUACGCUCCGUAUCAAAUAGUUACCUGUGUAGUACGAAUUUUCCCGUUGAUUUUCGUUGUCCGUGUAAAUCCAAACAUACUUGAUAGACGAAAGGCACAUAAAUAUUCCUUGUCUUACUCAUUUUAUAUCAGAUUUCGUCGGUACAUCUCCUAUUUGAAGAUAAGGUAUCUUGUGGUUUCGAAACGUUUCUAAUAUGUGAUUUUUAAGAACGGUAAAUGUCCAUUCAAACAGUGUCGCAUCAGCACGUUUAUCAUUGCAACCUAUAAUGUAUACAAUCUAGUCUAUAUACAUUGCACAUUUCUUAUGAAUCCUAUAUGACGCCUUCCUAACAGCAUAUCGAAAUUAUGAUAUUCGUUUUUAGUAUGAAAGCCCUUUAUUUAGAUGUAACGGCGGGUGGGAUAAGAAGGUAUUCGGGAAGGAAGAAGUUUUAAAAAGCAGAAAGACACUUUCUCGAAUGACGGCGAAAUUUCGAGUUCCAAGUGCAUGCAUAAGUGAAGAGGAAGAUAAGUCGAGCACCGACAUUUUCCCUUUAAAUAGCUAAUUCGAAGAAGCAACUUGCUACCAAAUGAGUACAAGGAAGAUUAUUUUUCUGCAUUUUCCCUACAUAAUAUAUAUAUAUAUAUUUCCGUCGGGAUUCGAGUUAGCAUAGGUUGUUUAGAUAAAUUUUCCCAGUUGAUUUAAUGCUCCCUACUAGAUAAAUCCGCAAAUGCACAGAUGCGGUGGUCGGUAGUAACCGACGGGGGAAAUGGCGUGGAUAUAAAGAAGGAUUUAUUGCCGUCUCGUGGGCAUCCUUUGCGGUGAUAAAAUAACUUCGUAGUGCAUUCUGCAUGAGAAGUGUGGUCUCUGAAUCAGUAAAGUAGCCAACGCAUGAGGUCUCGUUUCAUCAGCUCUAUCACCUGUGCAUACAGCAUUUUGUUAUGUUUAUGUUGGAUUAUCUAAUUUGUUAGCGGCUUUGAUAAGCCUGAGGAUAGUAAACUGUAGUGCCUGACCGACCCCAUGAAAUCUUGGCCAAUAUUCUGGAAUGCGUUUCCGAUAAGGAAGGAUUGCUUAAGUGGGGUUGUUGUAUCAAUUAUCAAGCAUCAUAACCCUAUGACAAUUCAGACUCGACAGGAUGUGGGCUUUUGAAUGCACUUCUUUAUGAUCUACUGCAGAAACUACACUCGGUGAAAAAUGGCUACUUAUGUAGCGUGUAUUUUUCCUAUUGAUUUUCGAUGGUCUUAUAAAUUCAAAUAUAUUUUACAGAAAUCAUGCACAAAAAUAUGCUUUCUUUUGUUCAUUUGGAGGGAAAUCAUAUUAUCUUUGUAGUUUAUGCGGAAGAAAGUGUAUAUUUAGGAUUUUAAAAAGUUUUAAAUAUGAGAUUUUUAAGACCGUGCGAUGUCCAUGCGUCCAAGACCGCACAUAUUCGUUUACUAAUGCUUCUCAUGAAAUGUACAACACAGCCCCGAUCCAAUGCAAAAUUUCAUGAAAAUCUAUAUGAUAUCUCCUCAAAGGCAUAGAAGAAUAUAUGAUUUUCCUUACGCGGAAAGCAUGCACCUAGUAGACUGAAAUUGCUAAACGCUGAUGCAAUGGCAGAUCAGGCUAAAAAUUAUUCGUUAAUUGGAAAACUUUUUAAAAAUCUAACUGUACAAAUUCUUCGGCAUAAACUAUGAAGACAAUGUAAUUUCCCUCCAAAUGAACAGAAGACAGUAUAUUUUUGUGCAUGGUUUUUGUAAAAUAUAUUUCAAUUUAUAAGACCAUCGAAAAUCAGUAGGAAGAAUGCACGCUACAUAAGCAGUCAUUUUUUACCGAGUGCGGUUUCUGCAGGUCAAAAAGAAGUGCAUUCAAAAGCCGACAUCCUGUCGAGUCCGAAAUUUUAUGGGGUUAUGCUGCUUGCUACUUAGUAUUACAACCCCACUUCUUAUCGGAAACGCGUUCCAGAAUUUUUGCCAACAUUCCAUCAGAUCGGUCACGCAUUGUGCUUGGAGGAUAUGUUGGACGUCUGCAGAAAAGUCUUUGUUCAUAGCUUUUUUAGAAACUGAAAAAUGAAAAUGACGCCAUCUCCAGCUUAAUGCGUAUGAGAAAUCGGUUUUCCUUUCAUCAUGACUGAAUUAAUGUGGGCAUCAAACACAAAUAGAAGCAGUACACAUCACUCUAUUACAUUUAUCCACGCAUACUCAUAAGUUAUCAUGUCGUUAUAAAUGUACGAGCCUGGUAUUCCUUUCAUUGUUAAUCUUUUCCGAAACCACACUUGCCUGGCUUUUUGCGAUGUAAAGUAUUUCGUCAGUCACACAGAGUCUGUGCUCGUUCGCGGGUGGAAUUUGCCUUUUCCGGCGCAGUUCAGACUCGCUGUAUUCCGUUUGGUGAGAAAAAACGUGCUAGAGGUAACCCUUCACUGACGUCAUUGACACUGAUUUUCCCAACUUCCCCAACGUCUCCCUCUGCCACUUUCCCCGCUAUUGCCGUCAGCCGGUACUACCCAAUCAGUGAAGUAUUCGUGCAGCCUCUUUGAUGUGCGAUUAACCUGUCUGAAUGGCCGAGGCUUUCCGGCAGGCCUUUGUGUGUAAACCAAAAGGGACAAUUUCUGAAGAAGCCAAGGGCGCAGACUCCGGAAAUGUAGUCAUUAUGCUGCGCCGAGUUCAACGCCCUAGAAGUGGGCACUUGUUUUUAUGCUUUGGGAUAAAAAUUAGACCCCGUCUGAGCAAACGCGCUUUAAAAAGAUCUGGCUGCGCUGACGUUGCUGAAUUUCUCGUAUGCCUGAUAAGCUGCCUGUUGCAAUUUUAGAGGGGGCUAAACGUGUCAGAUAGCAGGCGAAGUCGGAAUUACGUGCAUUUCGUCCGUCCUUGGGGACAGACCGGUCAUCGUUACUCCCAUACGACUGAAUAUUUCCGACCGCCACCGACAGGGUCUUCCCGACUUGGAGUUGGGGUAUGAAUGACUGUCAAUAGCAAACAGAGUCGUUCCAGUCAUCCAAUCCUGCCUCGACAAAACUUCUCAUUCGCGUAUUCUCCUAAUCUCUCGGUCUUAUAAAAGGUAGUUAAGUUUUUUGUUAUGUUAUUCAGAGUGGGCUUAAAACGUAUGGAGGGCUUAGAAACCCAUCUCCUCUGCUCCAAUUCGUUACAGUAGGAGUGAUCGUCACUCUGAACGCAGUCUCAUCUAAGGAAAACAAACACAGACUCCAGCCUCUGUUUUAUUAGUCAUGCUUAUUACGCCUUCCCCGGUUUUCCUCCAAUCUCUACGUAGAGGUUUCAGCAUCGCGUCCAAGGGGCAUAUGGUAGACCACUGGGGGUUUUUGUAUUCAACCAAUCACAAAAUUGGCCGAUGAACUCGGGACGAUUAACGACCAGACAAUUACUGCGCCAAGUACAAGUAAUAGCAAUUAAUGCGAGCAAUACUAGUUUCAGUAGCUUUCAUAGAUACGUGCAAGUCCGAAAGUGAAUUCGAGAUGUCAGACGAAUAAGGUUUUUGUCCCAGCGAUAAAGUCUCCUCAGUUAGCCAUUCACUCGAAAGUAAUUAGGAGUUAGAAUUCUCGGUAGGGAGGGUAAGAUCUUCAGGGCGGAGGAGGGCUCAGCGGUGCAGGUAAUCAACAAUAGCAAGGAGAUAAUUCUGUAGGAAUGUUGGUAAAGAAGAGGAGAACUACGACGGCUAUUUCCGAUCUUCCAAGCAUCGUCCAACAGUAACAUCCUAACCCCGGACCUCGUUUUCGAAGGUAUCCUCUGAGUACCAUGCGAGGCCUCUAUGUCCAGGCUUUAAGGUCAAUUUUCAGAAGGUUGUUCCGCCCCAGAACCAGACAGAUAGAGUUUCAUCUCCCGAAUAAAUAGCCAGUUGAUAAGACACGGGAUUCAAUUGCAGAAAGGGUACCUAUUCACGUGUCCUUAUCCUAAACACAAACGCAAGCCCAACCUUCGCGCUAAUUCUAACCAGUAUCACCCUGAAAUAAGGCAAUCUGCAUUGCGGGGGUUCCCAUUCCCGUGUCCUACGUGUCUACAUGUGUCUUAGCUGUGUUAACCAGCUUUCCUUGUGUUUCUUUGUUGGCAGAUUCCGCAUUAUUCUAACUAGACGUGAAGGUACCAGGACGAACUGGAAUUUCACAUUGUUUUUCUUUAAAAUGAGCGAACACGCCAGCCUUAUCUCCGCCUUUGACUCCGCAACCUGAACUUUGUGCGUUGGUCGUCAUGAAAAGGUUGCUAAUUUUGUCCAGUCCACAAUAUAUGACCAUUCACGAACGAGCAUCAUUUUUCAUCCCAUUAAUGUCCGGCAAUUGAAAGUGGUGUUUGUGCAUGCAGGACUCUGCGUCUUAAAGCCAUUAAUCACGAUAUUGUUCGUGACAUGUAUUUCGUUGUGACCUGUUUCAAUUAUUUGUGAGACAACAAUUGUCCCUGCACCCUUCAACGACUACAACAUUGACCAAAACACCCCCCUCCCACCAAGUGCGUGGGAAGGCAGGAUUAUUGCCUGAUUGGUUAUUACCUGCGUAGAGGAAGUUAUCACUGCUUUACUACUUAUCCCAUCAGAUUUAUGCAGCCGGCCUUCUAGAAAAAAAAACAGCGUCAAGUAAAAGACAAGAAGGCUCAAGGUGUUACACUAACGUGGCAGAGUCCAUGAUUUACUGGAGGAUCAUGCAACGGCAGAAGCAUCGGCGGCGAAGCACACAUCCGAGUUUCUGACUAGCAUCAUUUCGAAAGAAUGGUAAAAGUGUACUCCUGAUUGUAGCAGUUUUGGUUGCUCCACAGAAUUUUAGUGUCAUCACCUCAAAAUCUCACCAGAAUUUCGAGACUGACCCCAAAAGGUCGUGUCCCAUACACGUGCUUCAAAACCAUGGCAUCUUUGAGACUCCGCAUUCAGUAAUCUGGGCACGCUUUUAGUAUGCAGUCAGCCUUCUUCUAGGAGGGCUGCCUCUGUACUAUUAUGGUGAUGUUGGCGCGGCCUGACUAAAUGCCAAGUCGUAUGGCAUUACGGACAAAGACAAGGUAGACAGUCUCCCUUGUCUUUGUCAGUAAUACCACACCGCCUAUAUCAUGCGCCACUGUGCGACUGCUGGUUGGGCUCGAGUGAGAGCCCGUAAGGCACAACGGAACGAGUGAGUUCCAUAAGAACGAUCGGUUAGCGCCCCCUACCAUUAAAUGCCAAAUGUUGUAAGUUUUAUAACUACUUACCGCAUAGAUCCUGAUGUAUUCAAGAAACUUGAAACAGAAAAGGCAUCCGCCCGACCCUCAAAAUUCGUGAUCAGUUGCCUGAAGGAAUUGCGAAUUGAAGGCAGGCCUCUGGCUGCCUAUCUUGUUAUUUCAUCCUACACCUUUGGUCCUGUUUAAUUGCAUUGCAUGACGAAUGGCUCUGUGGAGAGGGAGUAAGGACAAAGUAACUAAACAAGUUCUACAAUGAUGCUGGGUGAUUUUUUUCUUUCAUAAUGUCCCCGUUAUUCGCAGUGAUUCAAUUCCCGCAGAUUUCUGGUAUGUGACAGUUCAGUAUUACUUCUGGAGACUAAAAUAUCCAACUCUCGUCCUUUUUGUGAUGACUCCCCUAAAUAGUUCCUGAUGUGUAUGCUGUUAGUGCCAUAUGGAAUUUGCCAGAGUCAUCCUGCGCUUGAUAACUGCCCACUUUCAGCAAACUGUCGUCAAUAUCAUAAUCACUUGCGUUGGUUUACUCUAACAUAUGAAAUGUUGGCACAUCGGCAACGCAAUUCUUUCAAUCAAGCGGUCGCUCUUAAGUGAUCAGAUAGAUUAGAUCAGGUAAGACCUGCCUAACGAUCAUUUUUAUUUCGGUAAACAGGUCUAAAUACAAACUAGCAGGUUUUUGAUUAACGCUAGUCGUCGGCUGAGCACAAGUCUUAUUAUUUUCCAGUUAGGAGACCUGUCCAUUAGACUGUUGGUACGCUCUUCUUCAGCAAAAGUUGUCAGUUGAUGGUUUGAUUUCAACUGAUCCCAGGGCACUAAGUAGUAUGUCCUGUUUGAAAGUAAGGCUUAAGAUCUCAGUCAUACUGUGAUUUUCGAUGCCUGUUAUAUGCACAGAAUUUUCUAUGGAGAUCCGCCCAUAGUACUCGAUGAGGAUCUCUACCAGCUGGGAGGCCUCCAUAACGUGUGCUCGGGCUAGAUUACGGCAAAGAGGGCCAUCAGCAUCGGCCUCGCUUCUUUGAUUCCUCACGUUCUAGUGUCUAGAUUAGAUCAAAACCAUAGAAUUUGGGAUUGAACGCAGUACACGUAACAUAUUUUUUAAUUCAGCUCCACAAUGGACUGGAUUGUGUUCAGCCAGUUCGUCCUGCCUGCUUUACGUCGUGCGCCUCAAUGCCACUCACUCUAGGAAGCAACCCUGUGCUGGCAGUAGCUAGACUGCUAACUUGCUGGCCGCGACCAUCAUCGAACUGGAUUCCAAUAACGACUGCUCUUGGUGGCCAUCCUUUCAUAUUGUGCCUGGAAGUCGUGCGUAUGCAGUUGCUUUCCUCAUAUUACUUUCCUCCGGGCCGUAAUGUACCAUAAUCUGGUGUUUCAUGUACCCCAGUUGCAGCUUCCUCUCUCCGCCUGAUGCCACAAGCCUGGAUUUCAUUCUCCUGCAAUGCUUUUCCUCCCUAGAAGGGGUCGAAAGUGUUCCGGGUAUCGACAGUCAGGGCCGCGUCCACCGGUUGCCUUCUCAUCCCACCAACAAUGCAAGCUCUGGUGAUUGGAAGGAGCUUUCACCAGCCAGCUGUCCAAUCACCAUCGAGCUGAGCACCGCUGGGCCUCCUCUUUCCUUGUUAACUAGCAGCAGUAACACCUCCGCCAACCAGAACACUUCAGAACUGCCACAUAAGAAGCUCCAACCCCUCCAGAAUAAGGAUGAUGGUGUCGAUCGUGGUUAUGAGCCUCUGUUAAAGAGAAAACUAGCGGAGCCUUCUGGAGCGGGACAUGGUACUGGCGAUUUUCCCGGUGACACGCCUACCUUACUAGACGUUCAUGGCGAGGGCUCCUCUGUGAGUCUUAAAUUGAGGGAUCUACGCGGGCAUGACAAUGUCGUCAACUAUCUGUACCUGAAGAAUCAUCAGCCAAAUGUUCGACUCCUCAUCAACUUCCGUUUGAGACCGCAUUUUGGUGAGCAUUGUAACCACUGUUUUCGCCAUCGUAAAUCCCUUAGGAUUUUUUCACGACCUCCGUACAGAUUAAGCUUUCUAAGGAAAGAGAUUAAGUCACCUUGCAUGAGAAAAGACGACUUAGUACUGAGCGCUAUGUGGCUUGUCCUUGAGUGAUGGUUUUCUUGAAAAUCGAUCGUUCGCAUGACCGAAAUUGACACUGAUGAUUUUGCCGCUCUCUCCGGAAGUUACUGGUUUCACAGGAUUGCGCACUAAAGUGCCUCCGUUUUAAAAGCAUACUUCUGACAAAAUAAUCAGGGUGUUUAGAAAUAAGUGAUAGGUAAACCGACUCAGUCAACCUGAAGCCUAGUAAUAAAUCUCAUGCACGUUAAGCAUGACGUUAGGCGUCUGUAGUUCUUGUAUUCUGGCGACAUGUGCAUUUCGAACUGUUGAACAGGUCGGGUGUAUGUCCCUGCUGCGCUACGGCCAGAUUACCUGAAUCCGCAGUCAAGGAUAAGCUGACUUGCUAUAGCAUAGUGGGUGCUCUUCGGAAAACCGCAGAAAAUUGAUUUCCCGACGAAGGCUAUGCGGACUGACAUUCUCGACAACAGAUCUUGCCCGUCUUGCCUAUGAAGCAAACGAAAAAGCUACCGACGGCCAUUCUCUUGUUAGCGCCGAUCGCGGCCCUUGUUGGUCUUCUGCUCAUACGAAAGGUUUACUCUCCCAUCCCUUAAGUACAGUAUUUAAUGGUCUAAUUUUUUACGAAAACAUAAGUAUAAAAGUAUUUUUUUUCUACAUCACACUGUGGAAUACGAUUGAAGAUAGGCGAAAAAUACACGCUUUCGUCUAGACUGAGAUUUACUUAGGUUUCAGUUAUGACUUCCAGUUUAAAGGUAUCACUCUAUCGCGCACAUCAAGUUAGAGUUGCUGCCUAUUCCAGUAGGUUUUGCAAUCUUAAUUAGGCAGUUUGUUGCAGACGGGAGGCAGAUAGGUCUUCGAUCGUUUUCGGCAAGUCAACGUCAGGCCCAUAGAAUUGCAUGUAUAAUUGAAGCACCUGGGACAGUCUAAGCUUCAUUUGAGUCCUAUCGCUAGGGCUCUGGAGCAAGGGGUGGGAAAGAUGUAAUUAUAAUGAUUGCUGCUCACCGUAGACAAAGAAUGGGAGUAAACGUCGGUCCGGGGACCAUGGGGAGAGGAUAGGGAGGUGUUACACAUGUCUGAUCAACGUAGGUUUUGAACUUUUACCAGGGUCUUCUGUACACGGAAAAUUGGGCUCUAUCCGUGCGGCCCUUAUUUUUACCUGAUGAGAGUGCUGGUUGAGUGACUGCAGCAGUCUGCCUUUCAAUAAACCACUCCAAAAGGCUUUUUUAGAGUCAAAUUGAUUUCCAUCUUCAACCAGGUGUCCUAGGAUUGGCCCCAAAGUGACUAUCUUCUCAGCGUUCGCUGCAGACGCCAGUAGGCGUCCUUAAUCCUCUUAAAAGGUCAUUAAUCCGUCUGAUCGACGUAUCUUGCUCCACACAAGUAGCUAAAUGCAUAGACGCACAUGCGAGGGUCUAGAAUGACCGCCCACGCCUAUGAAUUUGAAGUAAAAACUAGAGAAGCUCAUUUUUAUUCUGCGAGAAGCUGUAGACAGUUUGCCUCUCCUGAAUGCUACUCUAACCUGCCAAUUUUUCUUUUCAACUGUGGAAAUUUACUUGUUUGAUAUUCGUUCCCUCGUGUCCUAUGGUACAAUCCUUAGAGAUGUCCAUUUGCAUGAGGACACUUCUGCUAUAUGCUCCUUCUAAGGAGUCCCCAGAGCACUAUCCUCUCAUCUAACGGCAACUUAUUGAACUAAACUUCUUCCUUGACUUCGCGGACACGCUUCUGCCGAUUGAACUGUGCUGCUUGCUAUUCAAUUUCACCAUCACUCCACCUAAGUCGGCUGUUUUAACUUUUCUGACAAGGAUAUCAUUGAAAUACCGGAAAUUAUGACCUGUUGUGUCUAGAAAUUCCUGAAUUUGGACUCUCUAACCCGCUCGUGACGGAACUAGCCGGAAUUGAUUGUAAGAGUGAUCUCCACCCCGUCGGUUCGUCUGUAGAUGUAUCUCUGUGCUACUCGUAGGUGUGGAUUCAGCCCCCUUGAACUGGUAUGCCCGCGCCCAUCUCCAGCCCUCGUGACUUUCUACCAUUGAGAAACUCGGCGGUCCUGGUGGUGUUCAAACCCACGACGGCAAGUGCUGGGCUUGUGUGCAGCCAACGCUCUGACCACCUGAGCUAUGAGGUCCCAACGGAGAGCCUUGAAUUUGGUCACAUUUGGUUCAAGUUGCCCGCCUAAUUUGCUGUCAUGGGUCAAACCCCACCGAAACCGCCGAGGUUUUCAUAAUUGAGUCACAUAAAUUAUUCAAAUCUACCGAAAACUUCUGCAGUGUUUGGCCUACCUCAUAAAAUGUUAACCGAAACUGGAAAAUGCGUCUUGGAUUAGAAAGGAUUACUUAGCUAGGGUGGUAAUAUUGAUUAUCGUAAAACAUUAACCUGGAAUAUUUCAGUCACACCAGGUUGCCGACUGUUGAAUGCGCUUCGUUCUGGUCGCUUGUUAAAAUCCCACUCGGUAGAAAAUUGCUACUUAUGUAGUGCGAUUUUUCCCACUGAAUGUUGGUGCAAUUAUAGAUUCUUAAAGAUUUUAUACGGAAGAUGCACAAAACUAUUCGUUCUUGUGCUCAUUUGGUAACAGAUUGCGUCUUUCUUAAAUUUUAUACGCGAGGGAAGGGUAUCUUUUGGCCUUAAAGACAAAGAAUUUGACUGUGUCCCACAGACUAUGACUAGGCUUCAGCCUGUCACCAUUUAGUUCUGGAGUACUUUUGUCUCUAUGUCAACAGGAAUGCCCAUAUUAGCAAGUUGAACACACGUUCGGCCGACAUUCUGAAGAGCGCUUUCGGCUAGCAGGGUUUACUUAGGUAGGGUUGCAAUAAACGCGAUCGUACUUUACAAAAACAUGCGUAAGAAUACUAAUCUCUGCAGUCAUUCGGUAGCAAAUCACGUUUUCUUCAGAUUUCAUAUUUGACGAAAGAGUUCAUUUGGUUUUAGAGAAGUUUCUAAUCAUGGGAUUUUUAAGACCGCGUAACAUUCAUUCAUACAGCACCGUACCUGUCCGUUUAUUAGUGCUCCUCGUUUAGUGGACAGCAUAUCCCGAAUUUAUUGCAAAAUUUAAUGUGCUGUACACGGUAUCUUUUUAAGGGCAUAAAAAGAUAUAUAAUUGUCCAUACGCAAAAAAGCAUGCAACAUGCAGAUUGAAAACGCCAAACGCGAAUGCAACGGGAGAUCGGACUGAGAUGCAUUGGGGAAUUCGAAAAGUUCUUUAAAAUCUUGAUAUACCCUUUCUUCGAGUGCAAAAUGUGAAGAAGACAUGAUUUACUAUCCAAUGAGUGCAAAAUGAAAUGCUUUUCUGCAUGUUUUGUUUAAACUAUAUUUUAAUUUAUAAGCGCAUUGAAAAUCGAUGUGUAGAAUUAAUAUUACUCAAGUAGUAAUUUUCUAUCUUGCGUGGAAGUCGUAAAGAAGUGCAGUCAAACGCCAACAUCUUGGCGAGUCCGAAAUAUUAUGGGACUAUGUCGCGUGAUAAUUAGUCUUACAACCCCACCCAAGUAAUCUCCCCUAAUCGAAAACGCAUUUCAGAAAUUCGGCUAACAUUUCGUGAGAUCAGUUACUGACUUUCCUCAUUGUCCCCUUCCGGUUUGGAACGAGAACAACGAUGCUGAUAUUAAGAAGAUUACGAUGACCUUAUGCUCCAUCACGACUGACGUUGUUGUGUCGUCUCUUAAAUUAGCCCCAUGGAUCUCAGUUUUGGAAGAUGGGUAGAAGAAACGACUACUCGAAACGUCAGACCCCCAAUACACCUCUCCUGGUGAACGCCUCUUUUUCUUUUGAUAAUAAGUUUAUCUAUCUUCGACACAGAAACGAAGGCGGAGUGCAGGUCCUUGUAGAUUUUGUCUUUGGUAUCAUUUUUGCUUGUCAUUUCCAGGCUUAGUUGCCUAUAAUAGUGAGAAAUAUAUUAUUGAGUUUCGGAGGCAUUACUGUGAUAAAACGGUCGUUGACUCCCUGUGAGAAGGGUGACAGUUGUCUCACGAUGUCUUUUUGAACUUCUGCCUCUCACUCUUCUUCCUCCGGAAGUCAGCUACAGAUUAAAGUUUAUCUCACCCAUAUUUCGCCCAGUUGUCGUUGUUUAUAAAAGCCGAUCUCACUGACAGCCACGGUGUCCACCUUGCAUCAAACCAACUCAUUGGCUAAUAGAACUAUUGCCUUGUACGUGGUUGGCUGUUGAGAUGUCUAGGAGGGAUCUCUAUGGACCUCCGCAUCCUUGAGGAAGUUCGAAAGCGGGCAACCAAACUCGUUAGUGGACAGGGUUCACUACCCUACGAAACACGGCCAUCCAGUCUCGGCCAUUUCCCUCUGUUACAGACAACUAAGAGUUGACCUGAUACAAACAUUCCGUAUAAUGCGCGGUCAGUACUGCUGUCUCAUACCUGCUGGCUUCUUUGAGUUAGCGACCACAACGAACCUCCGAGGUCAUCCACUUAAACUACGUUUGACUGGCGCCAGGCUGGAAAUGUGAGAGUUCUUUUCCAACAGAGUGGUCGAGGCUUGGAAUGCUCUGUCUGAAGAUAUCGUCAUGUCCACAUCUGUCGUGGCUUUUAAGAGCAAGUUGGACCAGUAUACCACCAAACAUCAUAAUGUCACCUGAUCCAUAUCGUCUUAGCAUUUCGUUCUAACAGUUUAUUACUGUUCUAGCAUUACUGCCUGUUAGAAACUAUUUCUUAUAAUCUUCCCAACUCCAUUGAUUGUGAUUGUUGGCAUUUAAUUCGUCUCCCUCAGAAACUGAGAUCGCACCAUUAUUCUACAGCGCAAUUAUGCAAAGACUGACUACUCUACACUACGUGUGAAAGGCUUGUAUAACGACUUGUCACUCCUAAAUUGUGUAUCUCCUAAUCCGACACCUCGUAUGCCCCUAUGGACACGCACACACACACAGACACAAGCGCGCAAAUCAGGCCCACCACUGUCCCCACGAGGUGGGCCCAUCAGUGACCCGUACGUGAACCUGUUAAUAGUGACUCAGACUUGCGAUGCAUUCACCUUCCUAUCUCUUCCUAUGUGAUCCACCAUCUCGGUAUCACGAGCCCUUAUCAUGACCAAGCGUAGGCUGUGGUCAGAUGGUGUAUGGCGGGGUGUGGUGACACGCAGGCCCACGCGGUGGGAGCUGGGAUCCAUGCCGCUGUCCCCCUUGUGUUAAAAUCCUGGUCAAGUGUCUGUCGUAGAUCAGGGGCGCCUGGUGGCACGUCUAGGUGCGGGUUCGGCCGUGCCAGCCGCCUUCGUCCUCUGCUACUUCCGGCCUUCUUGACUCUGUCAUGACAUCGGACACAGGUUAGGGAGAAAGAGGGAGUGCGGUAGAUAUGGCCCAAGUCUACUAUCGCCAUAAACUAAUCCGCGUGCUAGUCACCGCGGUUGCUUCUGGCCUGCUGUGGACAUUGUCGAAAUGGACGGCCGAACUGUCAUUACAAACCCAGGCCACCGUAGUCACAAUUUCUGUCCAGGCUACACGGCCAAUGUGAUCGUGCCACACACGAACUGAUCACUAAUUCGAUAUGUACCACACUUUCAUUACAGGGAUCGUGGGCCUUGCAUAUGGGCAUAUGGGGCCACUCUAAGAAGGAGUCACUGCGGGGUAAUCCAAGACCGAGGUAUCCACCUCGGUUGGCAACCUAUCAGAAACGACUGGUAAACAUAUCAGGACAGAUUCAGGUGCGCUGAACUCAUCAUGAUUAUUAAUGCGCCGAUUUGCCUUGAUGGCGAAUUCUGCCGCAAUAUCUGCCUCACUCUCUUUCCGCACUCCAAUGCACCAGCUGGUUCUCCGAGUCAGGCCGAACUGAGAAAACGAUUGGGCGCUGUUACUGACAAAGCUAGGCAGCCACGUACCAAUCGUUCUAUGGAUAGGGGCCGGCAGGGACUAUGUGCAGCCCGAUGAAUGCAUGUGUUGGGCUAAUUCGGUCUCCGUGUAGGUCCAAUUAACGUACAAUUCAGCAUAAACUUCUAAUUAUGGAUAUUUGAUGGCGUGAAACUAAGAUACACAUCUAAGUGGAGACGAGUGGUAAACCUUCAGUAUCGCAAAGAAAUAAGGUGGAGCAAUUGUCGAUUGUGCUGUUUCUUCAGACAGAGGCACCCGUUGCGACACCGCUACAGCACCAGAGACUUUAAAAUGCUAGAAGAACAAUAUUUUUUCAUAUUAAGUUAAUGUGUGCGUCACUGGCGCUAAACUACGUCUGUUCGUCUUGAGGUGGAUAGACUGGUAGGGAGUAAACGUCAGAACUGGCGCUCUCUCGAGCUACUAGCACUGUCUCAACACCCGUGCUCACGACACUCAUUUGCGGCUUCAUGAUGCCAUGCUCUGAACAGCAGUUCUGGCAGCCACAUCCACUGGCAGACGAGGCUAUCUGAGAGGUCAUUUCAUUCUUCUAGCAUGGAUAAAAUUUGAAAUGUGUUUUGCAGAGAGACGGGUCAUGUUGUAACGUGCCACGGGGGCGGGACAAGUCAUACUGGGUCAGGCACUGGGCCCUGUCUCAUUGCUAGUCGCCUGUGCCUAGUCCUAUCACCGGCACAUGGCGAACGUGAGGAGAUGGUGAGGUUGCUAUUGUGCCAGUUUGGCUCAGUAUAAUUUAACACACACACACACACGAAAGUUCACCGUCGGCUCCGACGAUGUCCACCGUGUGCCCCACAUCAGACGCGGUGGGAGCAGGAACGGAGACUUGCGCAGGGGUUUAUUGUGCCAGUAGACUUGCGCUGCACCUAUCCGCACUUUCUCCUCCUCUCCCGUCUGAGCCCGGUGUUAAGACAGAAUCGAGAAGACCGGAGACGGGGAGGGCGCAGGUGGAUGACACUGUCGAACCCACACCUUAGCGUUCCACUCCAUAUCCCCUUGUCCACAAAACAAAUAACCAGGUUUUUGACCAACAACGACAGAGCAUAUGGAGGCUGCAACGGCCGAAGACUCACCUAGGCGUGCCGCCCACACCCGGCUCAGAUCCCACACAGUUGGAGUGCCAUAAAGGCCACAAUAAGAAGGAGUCAUUGCAGCUUGACUAUCAGACCACCAGUCAAGGUGGUCCUAGUUGUCCAGUCAGUUGGCAACCUUUCAAGCCAAGGCUUUUAGCGCACCGUGAUAGCUUCAAGCGCGUCAGAUUGUUUUUAGUGAGGAGAAAGUGCGCUGAAUCGUCGACCUCACUCUCCCUUCCCAUCCCCACACCCCAGCCGCUGUCCGAGCCGGUAAGCAGACUGGAGUGGGGAAUGGGCGCGGUGGCUGGCACGAUCGACUGACCAUGCCUGCUUGCGCCACAGCACGACCUGGCCCCCCAGACACAUACACACACACAUACACAACGCGAUGAACUGCAUGGGCCGAGUGGGGCGUCAAUCAGAAACCUUCCUAUCCGCAUCACCUACAGGACGGACGGUCACCUCCUGAAUCAACAGCGGAUGCACUUCCAAUCGCGCGUAUCCACAACCACCGUUCACAAACUUCUAUUCGCCGAAGACUGCGCCCUCAACACCACCUCGGAAGAGGAGAUGCAACGGCGCAUUGGCCUCUUCUCUGCCAUCUGCGAGAACUUAGGUCUGGUUUUCAACACGCAGAAGACGGUGAUCAUGCAUCAACCGCCACCCAGCACAGCCACUCCUCCCAACGCGCCGCAAAUCAGUGUAAACGAAACCUAAAUGCAAGUGGUGGAGAACUUUCCGUACCUGGGCAGUACCCUCUCCUGCAACACCAAGAUCGAUGACGAAGUCGCCAACAGGAUCUCGAAAGCCGGUCAAGCCUUCGGCCCCCUGCAGAGCACAGUUUGGAAUCGUCACGGACUCCAAAUGAGCACGAAGCCGAAGAUGUACAAGGCCGUCAUCCUGCCGACGCUGCUGUACGGAUCGUCGAUACAAGGAUACUCUGAAGUCCUACCUGAAGCGUCUGCAAAUCAACCCGGCCAACUGGGAAGCGCUCGCCCUCUACCGACCAACCUGGAGGAGGACAGUGAAGACAGGCGCUGCGAUCUAUGAGGCCAACCACAUCGUCGCCAAAGUUAAACGCGAAGCCCGCAAAUCACAGCUACGCCCAGUACGCAACGCCGACGCACAACCGCUCCCAACGCGUCCUCGAUGUCAACGGACAUUCCGGGCACGAAUUGAACUUAUUGGACACCUCCGGAUCAACUGCACCACUCGGACCGCAUUAACCGUCGUCACUUCGCUCGCCUCAUCCUCGUCCCCUCCGCCGUUAACUAACUUUGACCACUCUUCUGAACCACCACUUCCAGCAGCAGCAGCAGCAGCAGCAGCAGCAUCAUCAUCAUCAUCAUCAUCAUCAUCAUCAUCAUCAUCAUCAUCAUCAUCAUCAUCAUCAUCAUCAUCAUCCUCCCCUCCUCCUCCUUCUGCACUGCCUCAACGACGGCCGCCCUGGCGGCUGCUACGUAUGACAACACCACCCCAUCCCUGACGCAACCACAGACACCAUCCAACCAACCUCCGAAUCCGGAGGUGAGGACCAGGACUACGUCUUCCCUCACUCCGAACGCACCUUCACCUUAUACAUCGGCCUGGUCGAUCACUUGCGAAUCCAUCGCACAGAGACUGGCAAACCAGUGCCUGGAGCACCAACCUAUACCCACCAAGCUCGCCUCCACUGCCCGCAACGGCUUUGCACUGUCAGACAUCGCAUGGGACUAUUUGGCCACAUGCGCAUCCACGACGACUUGCGGUGUACAACCGUCGGCUUCACCGCCCCAUAACACACUCCUGCCCUGCCUCUACCACCACCGCCACCCCUCCACACAUCCACAUUUACCCACCGCAAGCCCCCAAAUGCCACCUCUCACGCAAGUGUAAAGUGUACAUCUCGACUUGUUCCCCAUGCGGCCUCGGCUGCACGGGUGACUUGAGUCUGAGACUUUCCCGAUACACACACACGCAUACACACGACAGCACGACCGUCGUGCCCGACGAUUUCCACCGUGUGUUCUACAGCAGAGUAAGCACAGGAACGUUGACCUGCCCCCUCCUCUGGACCCCGUGUAAACACAGAGUCAAGAAGGCCGGAGGCGAGGGAGGACGGAUGUGACUGGCACGGCCGGACCCGCACCUAGGCGUGUCAAUACACUCCGUAAUAGCCAGUAAUCCAGCCACACACAUAUUUGCCCGACGUUCUCGAUUCUCACAUGAAUUCUUCAUAAGAGACAGACACAGAUAAGGGUGCAGCCAGGUUCCAGUCAAGUGGGAACAACAGACGAGACGAAACGGCCUUGUCUCUGGCUCUCUCUCUCUCUCUCUCUCUGGUGAUUCGUUCCAGUGAGAAUCUGAAAUGAUAGACGAGCGACAGUGUAUUUUAUUCUUUUUUUUCUCGGCUGCUCCCUUAAACUCACAUCGUUUGUGUCAGCUUUUUCGAAAGUCAGAGCCGCGUGGUCAAUUCAUAUAGAUGUUAAAUUUACCUCUGCAUUUAUUUAUACACUGCACUUUAGCUCUCCUUCUUUUUGAGGGUUUCAGAGUUUUUUGGUGUUCACGUUAAGUUUUGAAAAGAAGAAAUUCCACUUGUGAUGUGAGGCGCUUGAACAGAACUUGUACAAAGAUUUUUCCAGAAAUACUUAAAAAGAAAUUUUCUCGAUAAUUGUAACUUAUUUGUCGGUCACCUGGUCACCUCAGACUUAUUUAUCGUCGUCGAUUAACCACACACCAACACUUUAUCUGUCGCAGGCUACGGCCUGUCUCACGGGGUGAGCGCGACGCCGGUGACUUGCGCGUAUAUUAGUUUAUAGUGGGGCAGACUUGCAAAGCAUCUCGUCCGACUCUUUCUCCCUAUCUUCCUUCUAAUGGCGAGACAACGUCAAGACGACCAGAGGUGGACUAGUGCCCAGUGACUGACAAACCUGAACAGUCAGCCUAGGCUUUCAUACACGGUCUGGUCCCCACCACGUGUAACGGUCUACUUUAAGGACAUUUCGGAUUUCACAUGCGUGGAAGUGGAAAAGUAAGAAAAAAUCACUGUAGCCUGACUCACAGUCCUUCGGUCACUCCUAAAUACUCCGGCACCUUUCCAAGACACGAUUCUUAGUGCAUCGUAAUAGCUUCAAACGCGUCAACUGUGUUAUGGUGAGGAGGGCGCUGAUUUGUUGUGAGGAUGGAUUUUUCAAUAUAGACCUCAUGGUCCCUUCCUUCCCCACCAAUCACACUGGAGGUCUAUGAACUCGUACUCGGCCCCACCACUAAGCCACAGAUUCAUAUCGUAAGUCGUAACUGCAAAUAUUCUUAAUAGCAUGGCAGUGACUCACACCAAUUUUCUUAACUGCUACGUGUCGCUGUGUUGUUUAUGCUUGUUUCAAAUUAAUAGUGAGAACAUUGUACCGCAAAAUUCCUCAGUCUAUCCUGAUUGUCGCCGAGAAUACGGUUGGUUCCGGGACUUUUUUCGGCGUUAAAGUCUACAGCCCACACGGGAUGUUGCACAGACUUAGGCAGUCAGUAGUGGAGGUACUGGCAGCAAAAACAGAAUGCCAAAUGCGUGGUCACACUGUGCGCCAGUCGUUGCUACCUUAACCCUCUCCCGAGUGAAAUCUUCCGUUGGUGGAAAAGUAUGUCGGGCUGAACAAUUGUUUAACAAAGGCAAGCCUGCAACUGUUUGGGUGACUAAGAGGGCAGUAAAAGGUGUUGCUAACGUAGGCGGAAGUGCGUGUUUGUUAUUAUCCCACGCUGGGUGUGCCAACAUAUGCAUAAGCGUUUAGAGGGGUUUUUCUGUCUGGUAGGUCAUCCCUGUGCUGUUAUAAGACAGCGUAUUUUGUCAGUAGACAUGAUACAAGAGCAAGCAACAGCAUGUUUGACUUUGAUACUGGGAAAAGUGUUUAUCAUUGCAGGAAGCCCCGAAAAUUGUGUUUUGGCCCAAGUUGAAAAAAAGUUGUAUAAUUGAGCCCAGCUAUGCCUUUUCUGACUGCAAUGGCUUUAAGAUGUUCCCACUGCAGCCUUUAAAUUAAAACCUUAAUGGACUUUCUUCUCCAUUUUAUUGUGGGAGUCAGUUUUAUUUCUGCCGAGGGCCAUCGGGGACAACUUUUCCGUCAUUAGUUCCCCAAGCAGUCAUUAACCGCUGCAGUUUUAUAUUUUUGCGAGACUCUUGCAAGAAUGGGACUGAAUUUCCACCACUUUUUUAACUUCCUGAUUCAUGGUCUCAGUAGUUUGCUUCAGUUGCAUACCCACACUGCGUUCCUAAAAGCAACUUGCAAAAUAGCCAUCCUCCUAAAGUGCUCGAACAUCUAGAUAGCGCUUUUUGGUCUGCUACAUUUGCUUUUUUCCAAUCAUUGUUUCUAAUUGCUGCAUUACCGAUAAAGUAUUUUGUGGAUCUCAGUUCUUUCCUCACGAACCGCGCCCUCUUUUUAAGGAAAGGUUUUGGACAGUAUUACUUUUCGCAGCUCCCUAGCAGUUAUUUGUAUAUUUAUGGCCGGGGGUUUUCGAUGGUAGACCACUGACCGUUGCACUUUUAUGAUGCUGAAAACUGGUCCUCCUAAUAAAAAACAAUACUAAUUUUUCAACAAAUUGUAGGACCAUUAUGUUUUUGUAGAAUGUGACAUACUUUUCCCUAGUUGAUAUAAUGUUUAUUUUCUAGUUAGGUUAGCCGGACCACAGAUUUCCGGCCUUUUCCAUCGUCGGAUAUGGCUACUCCCAUAUCCAAGUAGUUAACUUCAAGGGAGCCCCUUUCGACAGGCUUCACUCGAUUUUCUUUCUUGUGGUUGGUGAAUAUAACCGACUCGUAAACCGGGCAACGAUAGGGUAUAGGUCCACAAGUGACUUGAGCUAGCAUGUGGACCGUGUCAUACGUUGAAUAGUGGAAGAGGGGGCUUUACGGGUGGGACAACACACAGGACGGGGAGCAAGAAGACACAGAAAAUAAAUUUUUGCCGAAAGUCUUAUUCUACGCUGUCACUUGGCAAAGAAAGUGAGCCCGCUUAUUAAAAAAUAAAAAAAGCGAUUUUUAAAAGAUAACAGAAUUUAUGCAAAGCGCCGCUGAUAAGUUUACAUUUAGUAAAGAAGGGAAGGAGAUUUCAAACAAUGCUAACGGGGAAUAAUAAGGGAUGUUUAUAGUCACGCUGAGUUUUAGGGUAUAUUUUUGUAGUUGCCAUCUACUUGUGGGUCCUACACCCCGUCGUUACCGAAGACCAUAUAAGAAUAUAUUCGUAAGUUUGCGAGACACUCAUGUGCCAAACACACGAUAUUUCUGAUUAGCCGCUCCCUGGUGAUUAACCAGCAAAUAAUACUUUAACCAUGCUAGUAGACUGUGUCAUUUUUCUUUCGCCUAUCGACACUUCAUUGUUUCUUUUUUGCUCUACAGAUUGUCCGCCAAUCAAUGGUCACAACCGUUUUCCGCCUCGUACUGACAUACCGGACGACGACAACGAUUCUGCGUGCACCGCCCUCCUUCCCUGGGUGAACGCCUCGUGGAUCGAACUGACACCCCUCUACGGUCGAAGGGCGCACACGUCAACGACCACUGUCGUUAGGCUCACAUUGGACAGUGGGGGUGAAAAGGCUGGAGGCGCAUUCCAGCCUGUCGCGGUUCACUCACUCAAUGAAGCUGAUCCCGGCAGUUUGGUUCUGCCGCGUUGCACCACCUGGUCUCCUCUCUCCAGAUCCGAUCUCUCGCUGCCUUUCGCCUUUCAAUUUUCUCAUCAGGUAGCAACUCCACUUGUGGGAAUGUUUGCCCUGGUGUAAGUUUUUGAUGUGUGUGGGUCGGAUGUAGUGGGAAAUGGGCCAGGGCAGUCACAUGUGAGCCUACGCGUUUAUUUUGGGCUUUAUCGAAAAAUCCCCUAACCCCGAAAGUUACUGUAGGUAACGACUUACAUUGAAAGUGAACGGACAUGCAAAAUGGUUGACCAUAAUGACUUGCGUUUUUUGCCAAUCUUGUGCUGCUGCAUUACGCGGCUUUUAGGGGUUCGGCUCACCGGUGGGCCCCCAAGGAUUCUUAUAUGCUUUCCGGCAUAGAAACUCCGAUUUCCACGCUGUCUUGUUUUAUUUCCGAGGUUAUUAAUGCGCGAACUUGAAGUUAAUCCCUCAGAACAAAGUUUCCAGGCUCGGUUCGUACGUUUUUAUAUGAAUAUUCGAGCCGAGACCCCCCGGUUACUGCGGAAUAGCUGCGUAACAUUCAGAAGCUGCCAUCAGCUCGAAUAUUCAUACAUAAGCAUUCGUAUCGUGCCUAAAAAGCCUUUUUUCUGAAGGAUUUACUCCAAAGUCGCGCAUUUAUUUCGUAAGAAAUUAAACAAGGCAGCGGCAAAGUUCAGUCGGUAGAAAUAAACGUUGGAGGUAACGAUAGUCUAUAGGGUUGACUCUUAAGUGUACUAGACAGCUGCAUUAGAGUCGUCAGUAAGGGAAGGUAACAGAUUGAUCGGCAGGCACACGCCAACGCAUCUGGAUAUUAAAAACGUCGGCAGCAUUAUUUACCAUGAAGAAGGAAAUGGGAAAAUGCACUGCUUGUGUCAAAAGUAAACUGUUUAGAUUAACUGGGGAAAUUCAUCACAAUCUAUUGAUACAUUUGCCGGGUACAGCCUAUCAGACCUCUUCUGAUUGCAUUCGUAAAGGUGAAUCGUACAUGGCGUCGACUGAGAUCCGAAUAAUAAAAAAAUUAUUAUCUAUAUUUCCCUUUAUCCUGUUCUUUUGUGCCGGUUGCCUUUGGCGAUGCACACCUCCCAACUCUGGCCAUUUCCUCGUGAUCUAUGAAGUUUAGGGGAGACGAUUAGAUAUCACUUAUUUCAGGUCACAUGAAAUGCGGAAAUUACAUAGCUGCGUUUCCCUAUCUGACCUUAACCUAAUUUCGAGCCAUUACUACCCCUUUGUCUGCGCCCUCAGUUCGACCGCGUGGUGUUUAGGAAGAUUUAUAAUUAUCAAAAACCGGUGUUUGCGAAGAUGUGUUUUUAUUGUUCUGCCUUCCGACUCCUCCCCUAUGUUCCUCAUUUCUUCUAUUUUAAUGCUUUUCGACUUUCUUUUUCCGGAAAUGGCUUGUUCACUGCUGAUGAGAACGGACCUCAGUAAUCUCAAUGCUCAAACCAAUUGUAUAAUCCUGCUUUUCUGACAAAAAUCAAAUUUUAUGUACUUUUUGACCUUUCACGAAGUUCCACAACUUUCCACUCUUUUUACGCAAAUUAUGGCCGGAGACCAAAAUCCUCCUGCAUGGAAGCGGUUUACAACUGAAGACCGCGCAAACCGAUAUUAAAAUUCCGUCCUUCGACGGCCAAGAAAGUUUUGGAAGAUGCCCAGCUCUUUUCAGGUCGAGACGUGUUUACUGACAAAGACAGGAAUGGUCGUUUUCGGCUUAUUUGCUGUCAUCAGCUAGUGGUACCUCAACCUCAAACUGCGCGCCCGAAUUCUGCGCGCGACUCGGUUGGUCAUCGAGCACCGCUUUCGCUACUGCAUUACAGCCACGCGUCAUGUCUGCCGAAAUGGGGACCAUUCAAUCACGUAAGAGUGGCCUGCACUGACCCAUCUUGACUGCAGGACAGAAAUUGGCAUUCCCGAAGGUCUGCAGCCCAUGCGGGUGGUCACAUGACCGUUGUCGGUGCUCCGGCCCCGCGUGUUGACGCUUCCUAGGUUUAAAGACCCCGUGCUAGGAAGCCAAAUUUCACACGUCUAUCGGUUCGGGUGUAGUUUCUGCCGAGCAGACUGUAUUAGACAAACCGGUAGACGAGCACAAAAAUGAUGAGGGAAUGUGCCUAAAUGACGAAAAAUAUGAAGUUUUGUCGUCGUUGGCGAAACAGUGUCAUAACAGACGCACAUUCGCGUUCAAAGAUACGGAAAUAAUUGACCUGGAAUUGACUACGGGGUCAAGGAGACACCGAAAGCCUGAAAUGCAAGCAUGACAUCUACCACCCCUAGCUUGACUCUCUCUCUUUCCCUCUCUGGAGUACCUGGUCCUAAAGGGCCAUAUCAGCCGAGGACCCCUAGGCGUUCAAGGCAGGCAGUAUACAGACGAGGGUGAUAGCAGGGCGACGAGCGUCCGCUAAAGCGCCAUUUAUGACUUCACUAUGGAGGCCGGUAGACCUCCUUCCACCCACCCCAGACCGCUGCUUACGGUCGAUAUGCAAUGCGAGGUCACACUCGCGUGGAUGACUUUUGAGCGGCAUUCAGCGCGGUCGUGGCUGGUGUUAAAUACUGCGUGGUGAAGUCCCACCCUAUCCUCAUAUGAUGACAGUUUGUUUACAUUUGAGAUCUCAGUGCAGCAAACUUUGGAUCACCGAGGUCCCUUCUCACAAUACUUGACUGUCCAUCAGGAUUUGGUUGGUUUAUGGUACGCAUUGUGCCUACCAGUCUGUACACACACUGACUGACGGCCGAUCUUUAAAUUGCCAACCAUGUGUUCCCCUAUCUAGGAGACGCCUUGGAUUUUGAGUACAGCAUGUGUCACGACGAUGUUACAAGGCAGGUUCUAUUUACUGGUUCCCCCUCCCGAUCUGUUGGCUUUGUCGUUACUUUCCAUGUAUAUUUUUAGUAGACCCGAGAACCGGUCCAAAUGCCCUUUUCAUUGAAUGAUUAUCUCCAUUGCUCUAUUUUUUUUUCUUCGCCUAUGACACGUAAACUUCUGGCCUCAUUACGAACUUUGCGUCACCGAGGAAGUUACUUGUGUUCCUUUACGAACAUAUAUGUUGGAUGACUCCGGGAUAUUGAUGCUUGAAAAUAGGUUGUUGGAGGAGCUCUAAAACUCAUGAAAUCCAAUGUGCUGUCCUUUCCAAAGCGGAGCUUCAUGAUUUCGCCUUCUGACUUAAAUGUCCAGUCAGUUUUCGAGGUUUUGUCUUGCUUAUGUUGCUAGAUCGGAAUACCUCCACCGGUGCAGUUUGAGUGCCCUUGGGCUGACGACGAAGCAAGACGUAGUUUGUUGUUGAUAGUGAGGAUGGUAAAUUGUUAAGCUGAUUAAAAACAUGUUUUGCCAUUUAAGUUGUGUGCUUUGUUAUUCUUAAGCAUUCAGUAUAGCGUAGGUAGCGUAGGAUGUACUAAUAACUGCCUGACGGCAGUUAAUAAAUAUUCACCGGUUAUCCCUCUGUGGCUGAUGGACCUCAGCAUAAACAUUCAUAUAUCACAUUUCGGUCUGGGCCUACUGACCUUAGUGCAAACUGACUUACUAUAAGUUAGCAGUUAAUUUCCGAGGAAAUUGAGGAGAAACAAUCUUCAAACUAGAGUAUCUACCAGAAAGCACACGGAGGAUGCUGGGAGACCCCCUGAUGAGCCGAACCCCCCGAAGCUGUGUCAUGCAGCGGUAGAAUAUCAGCGGAACGUGCGUGUUUGGGCUUUUAGCUAGUACAGAACGUGACCGAUCUCAUGAAAUGUUGAUCGAAAUUCUGAAAUGUGUUUUCGCUUAGGUAGGAUUAUUUAGGUGGAUUUGUAAUACUGAUCAUCAUGAGGCAUAAUCCUAUAAUGUUUUGGACUAGCCUGAAUGUCGACUUUUGAAUGCACUUCUUUUUGGCCUCCUAUGGAAACGGCACUCGGCAAAAAUGACUACUUAAGUAGUAUGUAUUUCCACAUUGUUUUUCGACUGUCUUAUAAAUUAAAAUAUAUUUUGCAGAAAACACGCACAAAAUAUGUUUUCAUUCACUCAUUUGGCAACAAAUCGCAUUGUCUUCAUAUUUUAUAUCCAAAGAAAGCGUACGUUUGUGCUUUUAGAAAGUUUUCCAAUUCCCGGACCAUUUUGAGCCUGAGCAGCCAUUGCGUUGACGUUUAGUGGUUUCUGUCUACAAAACCCAUGCCUUCUGAGAAAUUAAAAUCAUAAAUUCCUCUAUGCCUUUAGGAAGAUACUAUAUAGAGUUCAUAAAAUUUUGCAAUGGAUACGGACAACAUGCUUUACAUUUCUUGUGGAGCGUUUGUAAACGGACAUGUGCGAUCCUGCAUGUACGCACAUCGCAUGGUCUGAAAAAUCUCAUAAUUGAAAAAAAUUAAAAACACCUAAUUAUACCAUUUCUUCAAGUAUAAUAUGUAAAUAAAAUGUGAUUUUCUACCAAAUGACCUAAAGAAAGCAUAUUUUUGGACACGUUUUCUAAAAAUUAUAUGUAAGUUUAUAAGACAGUCGAAAAUCAAUGCGGCAACCGCAUGCUACAUAAGUAGUCAUUUUUUCCAAGUGCUGUUUCUACAGGGGGUCAAAAAGAAGUUAGUUUAUAAGCCCACCUCCUGAUAAGUCCGAAAUACCAUAGAAUUAUGCUGCAUGAUAAUCAAUAUUAAAACUUUACCUAAGAAAUCCUUCCUAAUCGAAAACGCAUUCCAGAAUUUCGGCCAACAUUUUAUGAGAUCGGUCACUUACUGUACCUGUACUGCUAGUAUGGUACCUUGUAAUGCUAAAAAGUAGGUAUUGUCGUUUUUAGCGUUCUUUGCAUGCUGGAAAUCCUUUCGGGGGUUUACUCUAACACCCGUUUUAAGUGCCAGCUGACUCUGACAAGGCCAUUUGUUUGAGAUGCUUUUUUUGAAAGAAAAUCGGUUUCGGGGGUCGCAUUUGUAUAUGCUGUUGGAGGACGCGUUUUCCGGCCCUGUGGAUUUACUGCCUCUUUGAUUUAUCAUAAAAAGCGUUUUAGACAUAAAAAGGUUCUUUUACCCAAGUGUAACUGUGUAUAUAGUGCUGAAGGGAUUUUGCGAUCUCCUUAUUGCAUAAUGCAGACUGUCCAUAUCCUAGUGACACCAACUUAACCAUGAUAAUGCAAAAAAUUCAAAAAAUCGUCCCCCUUCUUUUCAUCAGUGCAUGUGUUUGAGAAAAACCCGGCUCACGUCUCUUUCUUUUAUACGUUUCCAUAUGUUUUACGCGUGCGUAAUUUUUGGUGGUAGCGUGAUCUUUUCUAGGCAUUGAUUAUGUAAAUUCCCAGGUAACUCUGCAAAUGCUGUUCCCUCUAUCCAGCGCCUAGUUUCCCCAGUAAACAACCUGGCGCGCCUUAUGCUUCCAUAAAGCCCCAGUAGAUAGCCACAGCUAACGCUGUGACUCAUUCCUACUCAGGACUGAGAGUGCCUGGUUCCAAGCUUAACUGUCCACACAUGAAGGGUCUUACUGAGUUUAUCUCUUAACUACAUUUCGAGCUUGCUUCGUCCGCUGAAAGUUUGGUUGGUUGCACGAGAGGUGCGCGGUCUCCCAUGUUCACUUGUAAUCUGAUCGAUAAGCAUACCCUCGUCUGUAGCAUGGCUAGUGUCCUUUGUGUCGUAUUUAAUCCGGCAGGUAUCGGACUGCUCACUCUGUACAGCAGGUUGCCUUAAUCCCCUUAACCAACUCAUCGGCCAUUUUGUAUGCCCACGACCAUUGUCUGCUUACGCUGAAAUCUCUACCACCCCUACUAUGAGUAUAGUGAGCUUUUACGAGGGUUGUCGCACCUUCGAAUUCCGUUAGCUGGCCAACCAGUCCUGUGGAGAGUUCUUCUGAGGUAUUUGAUUUAAAAUCCGAGGCUUCGGUUCAUAUGUAACCCGGUUUUUGGGCGAAUUCAUUUUCUUAUCUGUGUGGAAACGCGGCCAGGGAUGAGCCCUUAUGGUCCCUUCCCCGUUCGCUUUCCACUUCUGCUUUUUGGUUUAGAAAGUGAUUCCUUACUCAUACCUGCACCAUUUAUGACUUUAUUCUUCAUUUUGUACGACAGCAGAUAGCUACAGACGAAUCGCCUCUUCAGGUGCAAUGUCAUUAUAUUCCAUAUUUUUUUAAAAAAAAGAGGUUUCUCACUUAAGACUAUAUUUUGAGUAGAAUUUAGAUAAUGAAGUUGUCUCGACAAGACACAAGUCAUUGCAGACGGGCGUUGUCCCAACACACAUUCUUGGGUUUUGACUCUUAGGAAUAAUUCAGAAGAGCAUUUGGCGAGUUUACGCGUGCUUUCAAUACAUUUUCAUCUGACCUGUACAUUUAUAUGUGAACGAGGUGCAAACUGAGCGUGUGAGUGAUAAGAGCAAUCAAUUACGGUUCGUCCUUCCAUACAAGCGGGGUAUGUGAAUAGAGUGGGGGGAGUGGGGGGGGGGAGAGGAGAGGAGGCAGCUACUUCUGCUGUUGCCAGUAAGCGCUGACCCAGUCGCUUAGGAUAGUUAGGUGGGACCUUGCAAAUCACACGGAAGGCUUCGUUGGAAUCCACAUGGUGCCUAGAAUAAACCAUGUGUGCGAGGAUGGGGCUGUGCAUGCUCCUUACUUUACCCUUCCUCAACCAGGCCGGCAGGUGUUGUCGUAUUCUUGCGGAUAGGCGCCGACUCCUACGACCAAUGUAGUCUGCUCCCCAUGAGCAAGUAAAGAAGUAAAUGCACGUGGAGGUGGUCUGAGCUGGUAGCCUCUCUUUGCCUUCCCCGCGUAAGACGGGUUUGGUCGAAAACAAUACUUGAACUCUUGCUGCCGGAAAGGUCCGUGAAACGGCUUGCUCAAGGCGCCUCUCAGGAGCUAACUCACCGUUUUCCCUUAAAAGGAAACUUUGAGGAUCAGAGUUUUUUCUUCUGCGGUCGGUAUGAUGAGUUUUGCCGGUCGUUCGGCACGAUUCCUUGCAGUAAAUCUGUCAGGAUACCCGUUCUCGCGAAGCAGGUACUGAAUCCUUUUAAGUUCCUCAUCAACGCUAUCUGCCGAACAGAUUUUUCUAGCCAUUUGCGCUAAACAGCGGAUCAGACUACGUUUCUGUUGAAGGAGGACGAAACUGUAGAAGUUCGUAUAUUAUUCAGACCAGGCGUUCUUUCGAGAGACACUUCUUCAGAUGCUGCUGUCAGUUCUUCUGCUUAGAAAUGCGUCUUGGAAAGACAGUGGGUCUGCCCUUCCCACCUCCAACGCAAACCUGGUCGACGGAUGUGCUUGAUUUACAGCAUCCAAGAGGGUAGUUAUGUCGGUUUCUCUGUUGGCAAUUGCAAAGAUGUCGUCAACGUAGCGGUCGUAGUGCCUUAGCUUAUUGAUUUGGUCGUUUAACUGACACUUCGCUACUGUUCUCAUGAAGACAUCGGUUAGGAGAGGACCAAGAGGCGAUCCCAUAGCAACUCCAUCUAUUUGUCUAUAUAUUUGAUUGUCGAAAAGAAACUGCAAAUGUUGUGUGCAUUUUAGUAAUACUUCCUUGAGUGCGCUAGUCGGAAUAAAAACUUUCCAUACAGCAAACUGCCUCCGACAGUGACCGGACAACCUGGAUUUUCAGACUCAAAAAGACUGACAUUCCUAACCUUUUGGGAAACUACCUUUUAAUCCUAUUUCAGCGUGCUACUCUUGUGUAUAGCUGCGCUUUUUACACCUCUGUCCGCUUCUAUUUCCUGUAGCCAAAAUUGGCAAACCUUGAGAAUCUCCUACACCUGAAGCCUUGGCACGCAGUCGCCAUUCCUUUCGAUCUGACCUCUUCUCAGGACUCCGGUGGUACCUCGGAAGUUAGUCUACAACUGGAAACAGGGGAGACAUUGCAGAGCAUUAACGGGACUCUAGCUGACGUGAGCCCUAGUCACUUAACCUCCUCUUCAUUUGUCUUUGUUUCCAACAAAACUAAGGGGAACUAAUGCGUAACACAUGGCCACCUUGUUUUGAAGAGUUAUCUUACAGUAAAUCAGAGACAAUUUUUCCCAUUUAUGUCGUGCUGCUACCAUCCUUCUGGGUCUUUUUGUAUAUAUCAAGCCGUCAUACUUCGGCGUUUCCUAGCAUUAUUGGGUCCGGAGUCUCGUUGCCCAACUCACGGUGUAAGUAAGUAAGUAAGAAGAAAGUAUAAAUUCAAAAUACGUAUUUUCGUUCCAGUUAGUAAGACAUGUUGUCAGAACCUCCGGCGGAUCUUUAAAUGUUACUGUGACCUUCGGUCUUGCGUUUUAAUCGAACGCGAUGGUGCGUGAUCCGGGACUACGUGCUUUAUUUCACUCCUCUAACUUCACACGUACGCGAUCCUUUGACCAUCGUAAACGAGGCCAAUCAUUGCCCCAGAAGGUGGGCCCACCGGUGACCGGCUCGUGGACCUAUAAAUAGUGAAUCAGACUUCCGGUGCGUCAAUCUCACCAAUUCGGUCCUCGUUUUGGGUCCUUCACCUGUAGUACGAUAGGUUCUUAAUUUUGAAUAUUUUAUGAUGAGUACUAAUAACUAGCUACUUCGUACUCCAGUCACAUUUCACUAUGUCUAUGCGUCUUAAAGGUAUUUUUGCCAGAGUUCUCCCUUCGUCUCCUAGGAUAGAAGCACGAGACGCGUGAGUAGCCUUAUUAGAGUUCGUCAUGAGUGCAUAUUUUGUAAUGAGCGGAAUCGUACCUCCGGUCUUUCACAUGCGAGGUGACGGCGUUUCCACUGGACGCUGGGAUGGACGAGGAUUAUUAUUUCCGAACGUUUAGACACGGUUUUGAAUAGCAUUCAGGUUCCGCCGAUUUCCUCCGUGGGAGACUCAAUUACUGUCCGCGAUAAAUUCCAUUGAUGGCCUGUCAAAUCAUAUCUUCUCAGCAAAAUUUAGUGUGUUAAACGUCAAACUUUCGGAUUCAUCGAAGUUGUCUGCUGGAAUCGCUUAUUCUCGCGUACAGACGUAGUCAGACGCGAGGAAAUCGUUCAAACUUCUCACUUGAAUACAUUGGUAAUUUGAUAAACCUCCUUCAUAAAAGCAGCAUCUUGGAGGUUCUAGCGGAAGACCAGAUCAAUUGUGCACUAUGCACAGCCAAGCCUAACAGACUGGUACGUUAAUUCGACUGGCGGAACAAUCAGGUAUGUACUGUGUCAUUAGGAAGCAAAGAAGACAUAAUUUGGGAGAAUACUGCUAAGAGGCCUUUUUUAAAAAAGACUGCCUAAAAACAGGAAUCUGACCAAUAUAACUAAAUCAGUAUUGCUCUUUGGUUUACUUACAGGAACAGAGAUAAUUAAACAACCAAUACGGUUGGGGGAAACCCGUCAGUGAAACACUUCCAGCAUUUUGAAUAAGAGGUCAAAUGAGGACAAUAGACUACGAGCAGGUCUGGCUCUGAGAUCAGGCUAGAUCGUUGAGCGUCACUGCUAGUGUGCACACGUCUGACGGCGGGGUUCGAAUGGCUAGACAGGGAGUAAACGUUCGAACCGGCCCUCUCUCGAGCUACUAAGCACUGUCUUAACACCCGUGCUCACGACACUAAUUUGCGGCUUCACGAAGCCAUGCUCUGAACAGCGGUUUCGGCAACUACAUCCACUGGCAGACGAGGCUAUCUGAGAGGUCAUCUCAUUUUUCCAGCAUGGAUAAAAUUUGAAAUGUGUCUUGUAGAGAGACGGGUCAUGUUGUAACACGCUACGGGGGCGGAGGAAAGUCAUACUAGGUCAGGCACUGGAUCCUGUCUCAUUUCCAGUCGCCUGGGUCUAGUCCUAUCAGUGGCACCUGGCGGACGUGAGGAGAGGGUGAUGUUGCUGUUGUGCCAGUUUGACUCAUUAUAAUUUAGCGCACACACGCACACACGACAGCUCGAAUAACUAUGUCCGCCGUGUGUUCCACAGUAGGGUGAGAGGAGGGACGAUGAUUGGUACGUGGGCUGGUUUAUUGUGGUAGUAGAUCUGCACAGCAUCUGCUGCACCCUCUCCUUCUCCCACACCUGGACCCGGUGUCGAGAUAUAGUCAAGAAAACCGAAGGCGAGAGAGGGUGCAGGUGGAUGGCACGGCCGGACCCGCACCUAGGCGUGACACCACACGACCUGGUUCAUAACGUAUUUUGACCAGGGUAUUUUACAACAGCAGAGGGGGCGGGGAGGGCUCGAAACUGUUUUGACAUCUUUGCUUCACGCCGUGACGAAUAAAAGUGGCAGCAUGUAGCACGCAAUCUAUAUGUACAUCUUUACGCCUACUAGUUCCGUUGUAGUAAAACAAACACUGUCUAACAAGCUUAUUACUUCGUUUAACGAUAUAAAACGUUACGGUUUUGAUAAACGGAAUUUGUAAAGAGCAAAUUGCUUCCUGAUUCAUCAGAAUAAUGCGCUUUCCUCUGUAAUUCAACGUGUGCAAAUAAGGUGUUAAUAUGGGAUACUUAUAAGAAUCGGAAAUUACGUGGAUAUCCAACGACGCAAAAAUUUGCCUAAUCUUGGCCGGUUUCACCUCAAUGAAACUGAAAUAGCGUGACAUUUUCAUUAGAAAAGGUUUUUUGAUUCCGAUCAGUUCUAAAAUCAAAAAUAACCACACCAAAUAUAUGCCGUCCUAGCAACUCAAAUACAGAUCUCGACAUUUCCUGAUUUAGGUCAUCUACCGUAUAUGUAAUGAGCAUCCCAGGAUACUUAAUUAGAAAGAAAUAACUGUCUCGUGUAUCAUGUCUUCUAAGAGCACCCGAAAACUGUUGCGAAACGAUUGGUGAAUGAGGCUCUAUUGGAGGUUAGUGUCUCGAUGCAGCACUGACAGUGUAAUGGCAUGGCACGGAAACGCUUCUUCCUUAUAGCUCAAACUACCUGGCAGUCAAUUUCAUCCUUCCCGUUCCAUCUUGUAGACCGUGGGAGUUGCCUCAGAGGCGGAGGAUGUCUGCAACUGGCAACCUCUCUGGUGGUUGGAACGCCACCGGUCGCAUUUCCGCAGGUACAGCCAGGAGCCCCUUCCCAGAGACAUGGACUUCUUUGAAGACGUGCCGCGCGAUGAGGAGGGCCUGUGUAGAGAACUGUUGCAGCAGUCCACCUUCACUUCCGUUUGCUCCUGUCCGCCAGGGUGGGCCGGUCUCGGUUGCAUGGUGAAACCACCGGCAAUCGCUUCGCCUAAGCAACCUGCGCCUCCUCCCGAUCCUUCUACUCCUCCUUCCGUAGGCAGAAGUCAAUUGACUAUGCUGAGUCGUCCGGCCAUUCCUCGCCCCAACGGCACCAUCUGGCCUGGUCCGUCCACCUCAGCUCGGUGGCUGGCUUGGAGCAACCUCGCCUUCAUUCCUGCUAUACUACUCGCCUUCGUUCGUCGUCUGUGGAUACCCUUUCUGGCUUACAGCUACACCAUGUCUUUCUCAAUUGUGCGUCCGUCGACUUUUGCUCUUUUCCUAAAGUCCAACUCAUACCAUUUAGAUGAAGUACAGGAAUUUUUAUUCCUGUCUCCGAAGCUCGUUUUACAGCCUACAAAAUAAUUUGUUCCUGAGAAAUGUUUGACUGGCCUCUUGCUUCAUUGGCUCAGGGCGCCAUAUUAUGGAUUUUUUGCAGUUUUAUUGGGAGUUUCGCUUUGACAUCGCUUCAUGAUACCUCCAGUGUACCAUUCUUCAGUGCAGACAACAGUUUUACCACGGUGGUCCUUUUCGUUAGAUUUAUAAGCCAGUUUUUUUGGGAUUCUUCGGCGAGCGAAGUUCACGAUUAAGUUUAUUUCUCACGUAGACUUUGCUGCCGACUUGCGAAGAACAGCUGUCGUUGUAAGGAUUACUAAAACAUAAGUGCUAAAAUCCAGUUUGGACCUAGUCAUGUUCCCUAUUCUCUCUAAGAUCUCACAGACCUAUUACUUUGCUGUCUUUCGGUCGACACUUGAAUACUGCCUUCUGCGCUGAUCCCGGCCAAGCCGGAAGAUUUUUUCUGAUUUUUCCUCAAAUGCUAUUCCUUUUCCGUCACCUGUUUUUCUCAUCCCACAGAAGGUGGCCCUAACUAUCCGGUCUGGACUGGUAUCGCCACUUAUAACAUAAAUAAGUACCAAGACGAAAUCUGGAGACAAAUAUCCGAAAAGUAGAAUAGCAGCUUCCGCUUUAUUUGCUGUAAAUAAUCAGUCAUAUACUAACGGGGCUGAGUGCUGCGAUUAAGGCACUUUAGACAACAGUUGACAGUGAAAAUUAUUCGAAUCUAUUAUUUCAGUUUGUUGUCUUCUGCCAAUGUACAGACCCUCUGGUUUUUUUCAUUCCUUUUUAUUCAAACCUCCUCCGCAAAUUCUGAAGGUUUUUUCGCUUUACUGAUGCCUAUUCCAGAUGUACCAUAUCUGUGACACGGACGUCCUACUGAUUGCGGCCAGUCUUCCAGACCGCGUGCUUGGUGGUGCCCAUCACUCGUUCGGCGGAUUCGCUAUUUCUAAGUUCGAUAUGUACAAGCUUAUUGGCUACAAGACGGCACCGGGGUCGGCGACAGGGUCACCCCUCCUGCCCUCCUACCUGCCUUCCUAUGCCAGUGACGGAGACGCGAGCUAUCGUCUCGAUGCCUCCGAGGUCAGCCUCCUGCGAUUCACUUCCCUGCAGUGUCCCCUGCCUCUAGAGACUCUGUCACUCUGUGACUUCUUCGGCGGCGUCUUCUCUAUCGCCGUGACAGCCCUCGCCGCUAGUGCUCUGCCUGUCCUCCUGGCUGAGAUCGUUAUUGUUGUGACGGUGCUCGCCCUCACUGUGGCCGUCCAGGUCAUGCGGUACUCGCCCUGGUUCCAUAUUAUACCGGUCGUCUCCUUUGUUACCAUUCUCCUCUCCUCUUGGGUAUGUUCAUCUAUGAAACUCUGUCCUUUUUCUUCUAUGCAUAUACAGUAAAUGUGCUAUUACAGGAAAUGGUAACCGAAAUCCUGAAAUGCGUUCUCAAUCAGAAAAGAUUAAUUAAGUAGGGUUGCUUUGUUAAUUAACGUGUUGAACGAUACCGAGAUAUCCGACUUACGUCAAGAUCCUGGCUUUCGAGCGAGCUGGUUAUCGGCCGCCUGCGUAAGCAAUAUUCCGUAAAAAUGACCGCUUAAGUGGCAUGGAUUUUGCCAUUUAUUUCCGAUUCCCUUAUAAAUUGAAAUAUAUAUUAUAGAAAAAAAAUCACAAAAAUAUUCCCUUUUUGCUCAUUUUGUAGCUAAUUACGUCUCCUUCGGAUUUCAUGCUUGAAGAAAGAGUGUUUUUAACUUCAAAAAGGUUUAUGGUUAUGAAAUUUUUCAGGACCGUGAAAUGUCCAACUGGAACCGCAACAGAUCAGCCCGUUUGUUAAUGCUGCAUAGAAACGGAAAAACUUGAUCCACACUAAAUACAAGAUAUCAUGAACUCAGUGUGUCCUCUUCAUAGUAACAUGUGGAACUGUAUGAUUGUUCUUACACGGAAAGCAUACAGCUUCUAGUUUGGAAACUCUGAAUUCAAGGGUAACAGCAAGUCGGGUGCAAAAUUAUUCAGGAAUCAAGGAAGUUUCUCAAACCGAAUGAUAAUAUUUCUUGAAGUAUAAGAUCAGAGCAAUGCGAAAUUUUCUACUUAAUGAGUAAAAAAAUAAGUUAUUUUAUGCAUCUUUUCUAUAGACUAUAUUUGAAUUUAUAAGGGCAUCAGAAAUCGGUGAUAAAAAUUCAUGCUACUUAAGCAGUCAUUAUUUGCGGAACGUAGUAUAUGCAAGUGGUCGAUGAGAAGCUCAUUCGAAAGCCAGCAUCCUGACGUGAAGGAAAUAUUUUAACAUUGUGCGACACGGCGAUUAACAUUAUAACCCUCAUUAAGUAAUCUUUUCGAAUUAAGAACACGUUUCACCCCACACUGAGGCGACCCAGUUACGAGCCUUGGUUCCAUUACGCUGCUGAAACUUCCCUCAAACCUCAACUUUGGAUCAUCGGCUGGGUUUAAGUGUGCCUGUUUGCCCAGGAGUAUGACAGUUCGAUCGUCGUCGCCGACGAUAUUCACCGUGACUUUCCCAGCAAAGUGAGAGUGGACACAGUGAUUUGUGUGUAAAUUAGUUUAUAGUGGCAGUAGGCUUGCGCAGCAUCUGCCUCACUCUCAUCCUCCCCCACCUUUCAAGACACAGUCAGAGAGACCAGAGGCAGGGGAGAGCUCGGUCGGCUGGCACGGCCGGACCCGCACCUAGGCAUACCAUCACACACUCCCUCGCUUACAGCAAACACUUUAACAGACUUUUAACCAGCAACAAAAAACGUAUCAGAAAGAGGAGAGAAUGCUACAAGUCACUGGGCAACCGCGCACACGACCUAGAUGUGCAGCGGGAGCGCAAGCACAUCUCCCGGUAGGGAAUCAGGCGCCUGUCAGUUGCCACUGCUCUGAGGUUCCUGGUUUGCUGAAUCAUGGCAUAGCAGACGCACACAAUCCUUAAAGCCCAAGAGUAUAGUUCACUGAAAAAGGACAGGAAUUGGCCAUAAAUGACAAUUGUCCCGAUCGAUUUUUGGUUUCUCACUAACCCGCCAUCACGUAUUCAAACCCCUUAGUCAAAAGGCCUCUCCAUUCGGGUUACGUCAGCUCCAUUCAGAGCUAACCAAAUUAUGCCCUAUCACAACAACCUAUUUAGGCUUUAGUUACCUUCAUUGUUGACUAAGAUCCCAGUAGUCCGAUGUGUGAGGUGCUGCCAUACAACUCCCACCCUCAUUACGAGUUCUGCAAAUCUGAAACCCUUUUUACUGCCAUCCACUCGAUGUUCUUCUCUCUCAACUCAGAUCUACCGGACUGUCCAACUGAAACGACUGUUCCCGCCGAUUCAGUGGCUCCUACUCAGCUUCCUACCGUCUGUACUUCUCUCCUUGACUGCUGUUUCAAUAUUCCUUUCGCCCCAAAUGAAAUCCAAUUACACGCAUAUGCACAGUCUCUGGCAUAUUCUGAUCGCUUUCGCUCUCCUUGGUGCCCUGCCAUGGCCGAUGCGAUGGCGGAGGGCCCUAUCACCGGUAAUACCGCCCUCAACAGCCCUCUCCUGUGGCGGCAACCAACGCACGCUUAGUAGUACUCGUCGACGAGUGUCUUCCCCGAAUGACCUACUGGGCGCCGCCUCAGGCAGUCCCAUGAGUCCCAACAGUCUUCUGGACGCCAGCACCGUAAAGUCCACUCUAGCACGUAUCUACGCCCAACUGACUAGGGUCUUCUCGGUGUUGUCCUCCUUCAAGUCAAGAGUGGAGACUAGAUUCGACAAGCUGCUCGAGCUGAACUUCCUCCUUGACCCUCUCGUAGCUCGAUUCCCAAAACUCAGGGUUAUACUUCCACACGGUAAUUCGCAUUGUCUUAUUUGGACUGUUGUAUGUUAAGUUUGCGCAAAGUCCAUACUUCGUGUCCAGACGUCUAGUGUUUUUUUGCCAGUCAGCACAAGGAAGUAUACAGAUGUUAUUCAAAUGUGUUGGGCGCCUACCUCAAACAGCACCGCUGUGUUGUCGCAGGGUUUUGUACCCGUUACUAUGGCGUGGCGCAACGUAGCAUUCAUUGCAUAAUUAAUGACUACAUGUUUAGGAGAGGGAGUGAAGGUACGAGUUCUGCAAUUUCAGUGCCUAAUUAUGAUUGACGCAUAAUCUGGUAUCAGAGGUCCGUCUGUUAGGUUUUGAAUGACAACGCAAUCAUUCGCUUCGCAUCCAGGGUAGGGACGCACGACCUUCCUUACCAGCUUCAGCCUACGCUCGGUAACUGAUGGAACAUUCGAGAAUUGUGUGGUUAGAACUUGUUUACUGUAACUGUACAUAUUUGCACAGGAAUCUGCGAAUGCCGUUCAGCUCCUAACCUGAUUUCUAAAAUUACUGUUCUACUGUUAUAUGACGGGCUUAUUUCGGUGUAGUUUAUUUGAAUCUGGCGCUUCAUACCUGGAAGGUUCUGACUCGCCGAACAUCCGCUGCUUAGUCGAGUGCAAUCUGGAGUGCUUUGAGAAAAAACUUGCUGUGUUUAGCAGCUUUUUUGGUCCUGUUAAUACCGGAAAUUGUUCUGCAUGAAUAUCGUAUUGUCUUGUGUCGGACCAUCUCUCCGAGUAAAACGGACUUAGUAGAAUCGGCAGUAUGUGGUGAUGCUCUCCGAAUCUCAUAUCUUGUGAAAACACAAUUAAGGCCUACAGUUAGUCUUCUUGUGGGCUACUCCACAUUCGAUGCUCAAUGAGACGGCCGUCAGUGAAGACUAGCUGCGAAUUAGAAAUCCUCGGGUCUGACUUGUAAGUAGUUUUGGACCAUGCCGCGAUUGUACCCUCAUGUGUAGAGGGGCACCUACCCAAGAAUUUAAUAAUUUAAUUUAAUUUAAUUUUUAUCCACUCGUGGACGAGACACGAUCGCUGGAACAAGAACUCUAUUCGCCCGAAAUUUCGGACUCCUGCACGAACCCAUCAUCAGACACAAUAGCAGAUAGGGGUAGUUCAUGCACAAGGGGCAGCAGUAUUUAUAGGAUGCAGUCGCCAUGCGAUCGCAUACCUAUGUAAAUUCACGGAUCUCUCCCUCAUCUGGGAUUGUUGUUCUGGGCGUGAUGACUGUUCGAUGGCCGACAUUCGCGUCGUUAGUUGCUGCGAUUUCAUCACGGGUGUUGAAUGUUGGUGUAGUUUUGGUGUAUCUGCUAGUGUCUCUGAUGGCGGGUUCUAACAGAUAUCCGAAACUUCAGGCAAAUAUGGCCCUUGCUCCAGCGAUCGCGUCUUCUUCUUCUUCGCGACUUCUUCCCGGGAGUCUUCUCUGCUUCUACUGGUUUUAUCCCCUAUCCCCUAUUCAACACAAUCCGGUAGCUGUAAGCUGUAACGUAGAGAAGGAUGCAGACAUCCACCUUCGGAUCUAAAAUCUGAACCAAAUCAUCCUCCAAGCAAGCUGCCCAUUUAAAUGCUGACAGGAUAUCCAUGACUUGACCAGAUGCUUGGAUGACAGUAGGCUUGCGGUCCGCGCGCUCUGAUUGCAUGCAUUAGGCACGAAUUGCUCCCAACAGCAACUAAAUUCUACCUACAGGACACUUAAUCUGCCUAGGCGCCUGCACCUAGUGGCUCCGAAGAUUGCCAAUGGGAGAGAUAGCUUAGUCACCGAGACUGUGCGCAAAGCUGCGAUAGUUCCUUCAUGGUUGGGCUUAUGAUAUGCGCAUGUAAAGUCUGGUCCGACAUGGAAAAGUGGAUCGCCUGGAUCGGGAUGGACGCUAGAUUGGCUCCUAAGCUCAACCCCCUUUCCCGAUCAGCUUGACCUAAUCAUACCUCUGGAAGAUAGGAUGACAGCAACGUCAGUAGUUUACCACUCUGACAAGGGCGAUUUUCACGAAGUUUGUAAAGCAGCAUGUGUAAAGGGCCUCGAAGAUUGAACCUAACAAUUACUAUAUUAAUACGACGGUUACAUACUUUCUGAUGGCAACAUUUCGAUCGCUUUGUUGGUUCUUCAGGCACAAUAAUAGUCUUUUAGGACGUUUUUCGAUAGGACUGACUUACGCGGGUGUCUAAACAGGACAUCAGAACAGGGAUCGCCUGCAACAGGAGUGUUUUUGAGCCAAAUUUAUGUGAACCUUGGGUUGGAUCUAAGGUAAGGGUUAAGUUAAAGAUUAGGUUCAAGGUUAAAGUUAACAGUAACGUAAGCCAGGAUCCAGUUCAGGGUUAAGGUAGGGGCUAGUGAUAGCUGUAAGCUCGAGGUUUAGGCCAGGAUUAGGGUCAAGAUUAGGGCAGCGGUUUGGUUUUAUACAAGGGUUAUUGUUGGGGUUUGGACACAGGAAUAUUUCGUCCUUUCUAGAAUUAUGCGCAGGUUCACCGUUUUUACUUGGCCGAGUUGCUCCUAUUUCCAUGUCCUGCUUAGGGGGCCAAAUAUUGACCACAGUCCGCAAGCGGAGAUGCAAAACAAGUUUACUGCUCUUGAUGAUCGUGGUCCAUUAGGGGCUUUCGUUUUAUUUUAGAAAUGGCGAAAUCAAACGGCAGUAGUUGACUUAGAGCAAAGCUACAGUGUUCCACAGAUUCGAGUAGGAAUAUGAACCGAACUCUCCUGGCUGAUCUGCUUAUAAGUGGCAUAUCGAUAAAAUGCCGGAGGCAGAUUUUGGGAAGUCUGGGUCCGAGGCGGAGAGGGGGGCACCACACGAACAGGUGUUUAAUCUGGCGUCGAGGAGCAGUACUUAACACCUUCGCCCCAAUCUCAGGGUCAGGAUUCUGGAGAACACUAGAGACUCUACCGAAAUGAACGCCCCUGGUUACGUUUCAUUCAUAGAAUGGAUUGCCGUUGGCUUUGAAGUCUACUUAUUAUACAGUCAAAUUUUCCACUCGUCCUGGUUAUUCCAUAUAGCCGUCCGAAAAGGUUUGGAGUCGAAACAAACAACAUUUUUAUCAAACCUCAGCAGUGAGGGGGUGACAUGUGAAUAGAUCACCUUAUGACAUUGAGCUCUGCGGAAAACGCUAUGCCGAGUAAGUUACUUGAGACCUUUGUAUGAGCUCAGACCCUCAUAGUAUAUCAAGAAACCAGUUUGGCUCCAGGCUGCGUUAUGGACAUAAAAUCCUUGCCAAUCGGCAGCCGUACUUUUCUACUGUCCUGUUGAAAUGAUCUUUUUGCGCUAUUCUACAGGUUACUGGCCGAAGCGAAGCCAUAAAGCGCCCAAAACGCUGUCGGAGAUCGUUUAG
This is a messenger RNA of Spirometra erinaceieuropaei, 39394 nucleotides long. The record is from the annotation of a GenBank genome assembly. NCBI's taxonomy places the organism in Eukaryota, Metazoa, Platyhelminthes, Cestoda, Diphyllobothriidea, Diphyllobothriidae.